Nothobranchius furzeri (turquoise killifish) is the source of this 4161-nucleotide messenger RNA. Its product is annotated as phosphatase and actin regulator 1. Lineage: Eukaryota; Metazoa; Chordata; Actinopteri; Cyprinodontiformes; Nothobranchiidae. The record is from RefSeq and is a predicted model, not a curated record. Gene Ontology annotation, biological process: stress fiber assembly; cell motility. Gene Ontology annotation, molecular function: actin binding.
CAGUUAAUCGUGGAUUUGCCACAACCGACUGCAGUCAGGAGCUCCAGCAGGGAGAGGUAGCCACUGCCAUUCACUACUCAGCCUCUAAUUUAUUAUUAGCUCUCUUGGAUUUAUCCGUUUGGCUUUUUUUUUGCCCAUGUUCUCACUUUACGCAGCCCAAAGCCGCAUAUUUGGAUCUCAGGUGUGAAGGUGCACGUUGGGAUUUUUAGAGAGCUGAACGUUCGAUUCUACAACCAAGCGAUGGCCCUUUAAAUCAAGCCGCGGCGCGGUGGUGCUGACAGCGUUGCUCUGUUUUCGCGUCCCCAUGUUUAAGACGGUCAGUUACCCGGCGGUGGAUCCUGCGCCCACCAUCAUGCACGGCGCAUGGCUGACCACAGGCUGCCGAGAGAACGCGCCCGUGGCGGUGGAGAAGCCCAAGAAGAAGGCGUUCAGCCUGGUCAGAAUAAUGUCUCUGGGUAACAAGAAGGGCCACGAGCACAAUCCGCAUCACAACAACAACAUGCCUUUCACGAUCCACUGCCAGAUCGGGAAGGAGAUAAAGCACAUUUGCAGCAACUGCAGCCGCGGGAACAACACGCAGGACGCUGAUGAAGUAGAGAGGCUGGCUGCCAUGCGUUCCGAGUCUUUGAUCUCUGGCACCCAUACCCCACCCAUCCGUCACAGGAGCAAGUUUGCAACUCUCGGGCGCCUCCUCAAACCCUGGAAAUGGAGAAAGAAGAAGAGUGAGAAGUUCAAGCAGACCUCUGCUGCUUUGGAGAGGAAGAUGUCCCUGCGACAGAGCAGAGAUGAGCUCAUCAAGAGAGGGGUGCUGAAGGAAAUUUUUGAAAAAGCCACCGUUGAAUUCCGAUCCUCGAUGGACGCCGGCGUCUGCACUCAGGAGCCCUCGAUCAAGACUUCUAUGGUCCUCCCUGCCAAGAAAUCCGUCACAUUUCCCGGUGACCAUCAGGAUACCCCAGCCAAGCCUCCGCUUUACCACAAACAGCCACCUGCUCUGCCUCCAAAGCCUUUCUCUAGGAUCCCAAACCAUAGCACAGAUUCUUGCCAGCCAGUGAAGUUGCCCUGCAUGCCUGUGGGGAAACACUCGCCGCCACUGCCUCCCAAGAAAGUGAUGAUUUGUGUGCCUCCAGGGGGGCUGGACUCCUCCCCGUCUCCAUCCCCUAACCCCCUCAGCUUGCUUCCACCAAAGUGCGGCCCUCCACCGGGUGUGCCGCCCCACCACGGCAUGCUGCUGCCCUCCCAGCUCGCUGGGCUUUCAGGGUUUCACCAGAGCCACGGCCACCCGCUCCAGCUUCAGUACGGCAGCCUGCACGCCCCCAGCCGCAUCAUCGAGGAGCUCAAUAAAACCCUGGCGCUCUCCAUGCAGAGGUUUGAAAGCUCUGCGUUGCUCGGUAGUCUUCAGUGUGCGCCUCUGGAAAGAAGAGAAGUGCCGUCAGUGAUUAUCGACUAUGAGGACGACAAAGAGAACAUGCCCAAUGAGUCAGACUAUGAAGAUCUGCCCAGCAUGUAUAAGGACGAGGAUGACGAUGUGGACGAUGAUGAGGAUGAUGAUGAGGAGGACGACUCUAUAUUUACAAGUACAUUGGCAAAGAAGGUGCUACGAAAAGACUCUCUGGCCAUCAAGCUGAGUAAUCGUCCAUCCAAAAGAGAGCUGGAGGAGAAAAACAUCCUGCCCAUGCAGACGGAUGAGGAGAGACUGGAGUCGAGGCAGCAAAUAGGCACCAAACUCACGAGGCGAUUAAGUCAGAGACCCACAGCUGAGGAACUAGAACAAAGGAACAUCCUCAAACCUCGCAAUGAGCAGGAGGAAAUGGAGGAAAAGAGGGAGAUAAAACGAAGGCUGACACGAAAGCUAAGCCAGAGGCCCACUGUAGAGGAGCUGAGACAGGCCAAAAUUCUCAUCAGAUUCAGCGACUACGUGGAGGUGUCAGAUGCCCAGGACUACGACAGGCGGGCAGAUAAACCCUGGACUCGACUCACAGCAGCCGAUAAGGCGGCCAUCAGGAAAGAGCUCAAUGAUUUCAAGAGCAAUGAGAUGGAAGUGCACGAGUCGAGUCGUCAUUUAACCAGGUUUCACAGACCAUAAUAGACCACAACUGUCUCGAGCGGUACCGGACCCAGAGGUCCGCUCCACUGAGAACCUUAAGUGCUGGACGUUUAAAACGGUGCCCGUCUCUACGAAAACAAAACAACAACAAAAAAGGCCAUGUCUUCUGAAAUGCCUUUUCAGGACUUACACAUCUGAGUCAGUACUACACCACACAGUGCAGCCACCCACUGCUCAGUCUCCUGUAGUAGCACAAAAUGACUCUAGGUAAUGCACCUGGCCCCUGUAAGGAAUUCACUCGGCUGCCAUUAAACCUCUCUGCUGAGCUCCCAGACUGGUUCUCAGCUCUGUGUGGACUGGGCAGCACAAGAGUCAUUUUGAUUGAGACCUAUGACAAAUUAACUUUGGUUCAUCAGUAACAUCAAAUUUGUCUCAGUGGACGUAUUUUUAUCCCUUCCGCUUUAUUUACGCAGACACAAUGAACUCCUAGCUCCUGUGGACAGCACCAAAUGGUGGUGGAGACUUGAUUGUUCUGAGCCAGAAGCUCCACCUUCACAGCACCUGCUGGGACUUUUAAAAGAGACAAGAGAAUGAGGCCUCCAUCACUGGAAUCACGUGCAAUGUUUUUCUUUUACAGCUUUUCUUAGACUAUAGCACCCCCUGGAGUGCGCUUUGUGUGUUUUAUUUGUAGCCCUGCCCCCUCUCUUCAUAUGUGCAAUUCAGACAAAAUUGCUAACUGUGAAUUUGAGAGCCUGGAUCAAUUCCACCCGCUCUUCAAAUGUACAUUUUGUUUAUACAAAAGAAGAAAAGGUACAUUCAAGAAACAAAAUUAAAAAUAAAAAACAAAUCCACAGUUAAAAUGUUCUUCAUGCCUUAAGCAUUCUGUGUGUAAAGAAAAGCAGCUCUCAGAUAUAUUCUGGUUUCCGAGUGUGCAACAUUUAUCAGUUUAUAACCUUUUUUGUUAAUGUUUUGUUUGUCAACGUUUCGAUUUAUUUGUUUUGUUUUUUUAUAAUUGCAUGUGUGCGUGUGCGCGCACGUGCGUACAUAACAGCUGUACCGUUCUUGAAAUGUGCGCUGUAAUUUUCACUUUACUUUUAUACUCCUGUUACUCAAGCUUUUUGUAAAGCGAUACCCUCUGUUUGUAGAAAGAUGAUUGAACAGCAGAUGGAUCCCCCUCCGCUCUUUUAUUAGUAUUUAUUUGUGCAUCUAGACAGAGCUUGUAUUUCAUUUUUCUGUUUAUUUUCUUGUUUAUGGAAAGGCUUUACCCUUGAGGGCACAUCCAGUGUUUCUCUUGACAGAACCACCAACAAACCCACCUCUUAAGCUUUACCAACACAUUCAUACGAGAUCCUCUAAAACUGUCAUUGAAUAGGGGGGGUUCUUUAUUUAAAUGAUGGUCUCAUUCUCUGACUUACCUUUUGUGACCAUUUUAACUGCUUUGCACAGUUGAGACUUCUUUUUUUCUCACAAAUGUGUGAAUUAUUGUCAGGUUUUUGAGUUGGAACUGUCCGACAGUUGAUCUCACACAAAUGCUCACAUUUUAAGCUUUAUGUGCACAGAAUGUUUUUUUAUCUUUGUUUUUUAUUAUAUCAUAAGUGAAUGAAACAGUUUUCAGAAGGUGGAAUUUUUGGCAACCGAUUAUAAUGCAGAGUUUCUCUUUUCAGUGAUAAAUGACCUAAUGAAAUCUGGGUAUUAAAUAAAGUUUGCAAUGCAUGGUUAGUAUGUGCCAAAAUGGAUGUUAUUGGUGUUCUGGGCUGUUUUUCGUCAGAAUUGGAACUCCUUAAAAAGAUUUCAUUGGACCAUCUAAUCCUACAGAGACAUAUGCAGUGUUUUGUGUUAAUAUCAAUAAGCUUAAUGCAUCUUUUUAAACACGGGUUCAGAACAAUAGAGCAUUAUUAUGGAUUUAUACAGUUUUAAGUGUGUAAAUGAAAUCUUGAGCCAGUGAACUGAGUUUAAGGUUUUGCAUUUUGCUGGAAUCGGUGAACAUGAAUUCAGCAAUAACCAAUUUCAUUGAUCUAAUUGGCAGAACAAGUGAAAGUGGUCCUUUUUUAAACAUUUCUGUAAUGCAGAAUUUCAUGUAAGGAACACAUACAAAUUAAAGUUUAUUUCUGAAUGCA